AUCACUCAGCACUCUUCUUUCUAAGAAUGGCAAUGCUUGAGCAAAAACAAGAUCAAGAAUGGCUUGAGAGAGUGAGAACCAGAGGCAGUGUUCCACACAAUUCCCCGAACGGCUGGGCUUCUCCCCCCGGAGACGCAUUCAAGGUACGAGGAGCAGACUAUCCAACGACGAAGGAGAAGAUCCCCGGAGGCGACUGUCUCCUACACCCUCUCGGCCUCGAUUGGAUCAAAUCUCCAUCCAAGAUCUCCGAUGUUUUAAACAACCCUAACGGCCGUGUUAGGCAAGCUCUCGAUGAUGAAAACGCCAAGGGCCGAUCACAUUUCGUCUGGGAUUUCAAUUUCCAGCUCCCAACCAAAGACAACCAUAGCAUAGUCGCGUAUUUCGUGGGGACGGAGGCCAGUCAUCGAGAUCCUCUGAUCCGCCGCUUCCUAAAGGGAGACGAUGGGUUUAGAAACUCGAGGCUGAAGUUGAUAGCCAACGUAGUGGAAGGGCCGUGGAUGGUGAAGAAAGCGGUCGGGGAGCAGGCAAUCUGUAUAAUAGGGCGGGCGCUUAGCUGUAGAUACUCGAUGGGGGAGAACCUUGUGCAAGUUGACAUAGACGUUGGAUCUUCUAUGGUUGCGAGUGCGAUCGUGCACCUCGCGUUCGGAUACUUGUCUGUGCUCACAGUAGACCUAGCUUUCGUUAUUGAGGGCCAGACCGAGUCGGAGCUACCAGAGCGGAUCUUGGGAGCUGUUCGAUUCUCUGGGCUCGAUGAUGCUCGGGCGCUGCAGAUUGACUCGGGAUGUUGUGGGAAUUCGCAGUCGCUGUUACCUACAAGACUUUGGAAAUCAUUGGGGCAAGGGUUUACCAACCUAGUUCAUGCCAAUGUGCCAACACAUCAACACACUACUACUACCAAAGAUGAAGAAAACACAUAGUUCUUAGCAUCCCAAUCUUCUUCUCUCUCUUUUGUUUUUCAAAAUCUUAGUUAUAAAUCCUGUGCUUUGCGAGGGAAAGACUACAAUGAAUAGAUUGAUAAAAAUAUGUAUAUCAAUACUUUCAUCUACUUGCUAUUCUUGCUUCCUAAGGCAUACAAAACACAGACACCAUCACAACAACAGCAGCAAAACUACACAAAUCCUAAACCUGGACAAACUAUCCAAAGUUGUCUGAUUAGAGUUUAGAUAGAUUAACUGCUAUCCGGGCACCGGCUAUCAUAGUCACGAACAUCAACGUAAAAGGGUCGCAGACAGCAAUUCAUCCCACCCAUCCCACACGACAAGAAUACGUAAAGAAAUUGAUGAGGACAUUAUUACUUCACUUACACUGUUACACAUCGAUUCGCCUGCUGCUCUCUGUCUCAGUGUGACCUUCAAUUGACACCCCCUUCAAUAAAUAAAGCUCAAAGCAAAUGGAGUGUGACAUUUCUUAAGAUAGUUCAUUUAGUUUAGACAGAUAAAAACCAAACUAUAGCAUCAUCUCAGAAAUAACUAGUGAAAGUACUAAACUUGAUGCAUUCUUCACUGAAAACAACCAAAACCGAAACAGAAAAUAGGCAUUCAUGUCAAAUGAUGUAUCACAAACAAUAGAAGCUCAUUGCUGAGAGAAAAGCAGCCAAACACUAACAAAAUUUAUCGUGAAUAUAGUAGAUUUAAGAGAUCGAAUGCGCCAAAU
Molecule: messenger RNA, 1653 nt
Organism: Salvia splendens (bonfire salvia)
Lineage: Eukaryota; Viridiplantae; Streptophyta; Magnoliopsida; Lamiales; Lamiaceae
Product: protein ENHANCED DISEASE RESISTANCE 2-like
Exons: 2
Coding region: 27-917 (296 amino acids)
Source: RefSeq, a predicted model, not a curated record